Corapipo altera (White-ruffed manakin) is the source of this 5338-nucleotide messenger RNA. It is a transcript of the gene GRHL2, whose product is annotated as grainyhead like transcription factor 2. The transcript is spliced from 16 exons. The coding region runs from base 1045 to 3126 and encodes 693 amino acids. NCBI's taxonomy places the organism in Eukaryota, Metazoa, Chordata, Aves, Passeriformes, Pipridae. Gene Ontology annotation, molecular function: DNA-binding transcription activator activity, RNA polymerase II-specific; RNA polymerase II cis-regulatory region sequence-specific DNA binding. Gene Ontology annotation, cellular component: nucleus. Gene Ontology annotation, biological process: neural tube development; brain development; regulation of transcription by RNA polymerase II. The record is from RefSeq and is a predicted model, not a curated record.
CUUGGUGUUAGUCAGGUGGAAUCCCUGGUUGGGCUCCUCAGGAGCCUUUGUGCCAAAGGAGGUGGAGAGGAGGAGCCUGAUGCUGGAGGGAGGCUUGGUGACAACCUGCCUGUCAAGGAGUGAAAGAAGGAGAUUAUCCGACAAAAGAGAACAGCAGUGUUGGCUGCCCUGAUAGGGAAGAAACAGGACCGUUCAGAGGAGAAAGAUUAAGAAAAAAAACUAGGCCUGGUCUUUUCAAACAUCAGUGACAGUGGAAUUGUUCAAAGAUAGUUAUUGACAUGAAAUUAAAAUGGUUGGGGUAGGAGCUGGGAACAGAGUGGAGUUUAGGAGUUCAUCUGAGCUGGGAUGGGAACUAAUGCUUUAGGUGGCCAGAUUAGAGCAGUAAAUGAUUUAAGUAAGUGCAAAGAAGGGAAUGAGGAUACAGCCCUGAGGGUUGCCGGUGAGGAGCAGGUAAAAGAGCAAGUCGUUGAGGUCGGGAAGGGAACCAGAUUAACUGUGAAAGAGGUGACGCGAUGGAAGGCAUGCCAAAGCAACGGGCAGUUCCAGGACUGCACGAAGCUGAAAGUUACUCCCUGGCCCAACCUAGUUGUCGGUAGUUUCAGCAGUCAGAAACUAGGCUGCGGCAGAUCAAGGGCACUUAACGGGAGUGGGAGGGAAAUACGGAGGGAUGAGGAGGGUCAGAAGAACAGCUUCGCACCACAGUCGACACUGAAAUGGAAAAACAGUGCAGUGGAAACCUGUAAGAAACUAGGGCAAAAGUGGUUCCGUUCUGGACCUUUCCAACAGGAACAGUAUGGCAUAGGUGUAAACUAUUGAGACAGAAGCGUUAAUGCCCUUCAUACCCAGCUCUGUGUAGUGCUGCUGCCGCUACCGCUGGGAGGAAUUUAAGAGCAGUGGCAGUGGCAUGCAACCUCAAGUAACAGCACUUGCCCCGUUGCACGUAUGCCUGUGAUCUCUUUCUGGUUAAGGUCUUUAGAAAAUUCAUAGGUGAUAGUUAAGAGUUUGAAAAGGAAAUAAAAAGUAAAGAAGUCUCCUGUGCUCUCUAUGCGCAAGUGUAACAUGAGAAGACAAAUACAUUUGUUUCCAGAAGAGAUGACCAGGUGGAAUGAGGUAAUAGGGGGAAUUUGCAUGGGAAGGUUUUUGUUUGUUUGUUUGUUUUUAGGCUCUAAUGAUAUCCAAUUAAAACCUAAUCCAGAGAGUACAUUAUUCUCCUCCACAUGGUCUUUCUUUUUGUUAAAACCAGAUCUUCCCUACAGGCAAGACUGGACAGUGAAGCUCGUUAUUUCGAGUAACAAGCGACUUGUGGCCUUAGUGCCAAAUGACACUUCAUUCAACACCAGACGAGCCUACACCAGCGAAGAUGAAGCCUGGAAGUCGUAUUUGGAGAAUCCCCUAACAGCAGCUACCAAGGCUAUGAUGAGCAUAAAUGGUGAUGAGGACAGUGCUGCUGCUCUUGGCCUAUUGUAUGACUAUUAUAAAGUUCCCAGAGAUAAAAGGCUGUUGUCUGUUAACAAAGUGAGUGAUAAUCAAGAAGACCAAGAUAAAAGAAAUUGUCUUAAUACCACGGAAGCUCAGAGUAAUUUAAGUGGGGGAGAGAACCGUGUGCAAGUCCUGAAGACAGUGCCAGUUAACCUUUCCUUGAACCAAGAUCCUUUGGAGUCAUCCAAAAGGGAAUACAACACAAAUGUGUCUGGGAGCUCAACACCCAUCACAGGGACCGGAGUGACUGUGGUUAAAGCAGAGGAAUUCACCCCUGUUUUUAUAACCCCACAAACACACUAUGCAAGAGGAGAAAACGAGGAGCACCGAGGGGUUAUCUUUGAACCAUACGAAGUGUCCAAUAUUGCUCCCCACACAAAUUAUCUCAAAGAUGACCAGCGCAGUACUCCUGACAGUACCUACAGCGACACCUUCAAGGAUGGAGGAACAGAAAAGUAUCGGAGUGUGUCAGUGGGGGCUGAAGAAUAUAUUUAUGAACAAACAAGCAGCACUUUUCAGUAUACACUAGAAGCUACCAAGUCUCUGCGUCAAAAGCAAGGGGAGGGGCCCAUGACCUACUUGAACAAAGGACAGUUCUACGCCAUCACCCUGAGUGAGACGGGUGAUAACAAAUGUUUCCGGCAUCCCAUCAGCAAAGUCAGGAGUGUGGUCAUGGUUGUUUUCAGUGAGGAUAAAAACAGAGAUGAACAGCUGAAAUACUGGAAGUACUGGCAUUCCCGGCAGCACACAGCUAAACAGAGGGUCCUCGACAUUGCUGAUUACAAGGAGAGUUUUAAUACCAUUGGGAAUAUUGAAGAAAUUGCAUUUAAUGCCGUGUCCUUUACUUGGGAUGUCAAUGAGGAGGCAAAGAUUUUCAUCACAGUGAAUUGCUUGAGCACAGACUUCUCCUCACAAAAAGGAGUAAAAGGGCUUCCUUUGAUGAUUCAGAUCGAUACGUACAGCUACAACAACCGCAGCAAUAAACCCAUCCACCGAGCCUACUGCCAGAUCAAGGUCUUUUGUGACAAGGGAGCAGAAAGGAAAAUCCGAGAUGAAGAGAGGAAGCAGAACAGGAAGAAAGGCAAAGGCCAGGCAUCCCAAGCCUCGUGUAAUAAUGCUGAAGGGAAGCUGAGUGCACUCCCUCUGCAGAAAAAGAGUGAUAUCACCUUCUUCAAAACAAUGGCUGACCUGGAUUCCCAGCCAGUUCUCUUCAUACCAGAUGUUCACUUUGGAAACUUACAAAGAACUGGACAGGUUUACUAUAAUACAGAUGAUGAGAGAGAAGGUAGCAGUGUCCUGGUCAAAAGGAUGUUCCGGCCUGUGGAGGAGGAAUUUGGUCCAUCCCCAUUGAAACAAGUGAAAGAAGAAGGCCUGAAAAGAGUGCUUUUGUAUGUGAGGAAGGAGACAGAUGAGGUGUUUGAUGCUUUGAUGCUGAAAUCACCCACAGUAAAGGGGCUAAUGGAAGCUAUCUCUGAGAAAUAUGGGCUACCAGUUGAAAAGAUUGCAAAACUUUAUAAGAAGAGCAAAAAGGGUAUCCUGGUAAACAUGGAUGACAACAUUAUUGAGCACUACUCCAACGAGGACACGUUCAUCCUGCACAUGGAGAGCAUGGUUGAAGGCUUCAAGAUCACACUGACAGAGAUCUAGCCUCAGGCAGAGCCUUUUUGUAAGGAACCACAGCAUUUCAUCCUUCUUGGAAAGCAGAAGAUUUCCCAGGAACUUGACAGAUGUUGAUCAGAGAAACUGUUACAAAACUACUUUUAAAAUACUGUCCAUUCUGCACAUGUGCACCCACUGCAUAUAGACUUGGGUUUGUCAAGCACAAAGCCACCCACAUUAACCUGGUCCCUUAUUUAUUGUUCCCCACUCUCUAGUGUACAAGCAGUUACCAGCCCCCAGAUUUGUAAUCAGAUGACCUACUGCAAAUGUGAAACAUGGCAUUUUAAUCCAUACUUUAGUGUGGAUAAGCUUGUUCUAAAACAUGUUAAAGAAUCCUGCUGGUCUAGUUCCAGAAAUCUGGUAUAAAUUACUUUAACCAAUAGUUGUCUCCAUCAGUGCUACAAAGCUGUUGCACUUCUAAAGAUGGGGAAAGUGGCUGAGAGUUCACUUGCUCAGACUGAUCUGUGUCUCUAUAUAGUGUAUAGUCUUGCCAAAUACCUCUGGUAGUUCUCAGCACGUAGCAAUGAGGACUUGUAAGUAAGGCAUUCAGCUACAAAUGUCACUUGUAAUUAAAUGGUAAAGAAACCAUUUUAACCUUGUAUAUAAUGUUUAUAAUAUGCAAUAAUAUAUUUUAACUACUGUAUGUGGGCACGUUUACUGCCACUAUGUUUUUGUAUGUAUUGGGUUUAGGGUUUAACAGAAUCUUUCCUAGAGGAUUAAAUUGCUGCAAUCUGUUAAGGUUGUGUACUGAGAAGCUGAUAACUUAAUCUGCACUCAUAUGCUCUAUCCUUGCUCACACAGUUAUAUAUUGAAAUAUUAGAGCAAACCAUGCUACAGCAUCUUGAGUUCUGUGGCACAAGGGAGCCCACCUUAGGUGCCCGCCUCCCCGCUGUAGAUACCUGAGUCUCCCAUCCAGCUGUCACCAAAUCCAAGAGGCAUCACAUGUCUGCUGCCUGAUGUGCCUAGAGGCUCAGAAGGAAGGCUCCCAAAGCAGCCUUUUCUCAAGCCUGUGGUGGGAAAGGUGCUUUCUGCAGCAGCCUGCUCAUUAAAGCAUUCCUCUAGACUGUAAGAAACAGGACUUCAAACUCUUCCUCUUAAGGGUACUUGCUCUUGUAUCUCUGUUUAAUGAUUUCUGAGACAGUUGAGUGAGGUAUAAACCUGGGCUUGAUGUAAAUACUUUUAUCGAAAUUGGAAUAAUUUUGCCUGUGCAGACCAAGUAUCCCACAACUGAGGCGUGGAGAUAGGUCAGUCUCACAAGGGCUGGAUCCGAACCCAAGUUGAAGUACAUGGUUAUCCCAUCAAAUUCCACCCUGUCUCUUGAGUUCUGUGAAGAAAUAAAGUUGUGCAGGCUAGGAUCACAAGGAAAGGGGUUCAAGGCCUGAAUGUCCCUAGCGCAUCCAAACACAGUACCUCUCUCUCUCCUUUCCAGCUCCUCUGGCUAUUGUAGGGAGCUCCUCACUCGGGGUAUAGUCCUGUGAGUUUCAGCUGCAUUUUAUUCUCUAUGCACUGUUCAUGAGUCCUGUGUGACAGACAGAAGUGUGGGUCCUUUCUUACAUGCAGCCUUUAGAGUUUAUUUUUUUUCCUUCUGAAACAUUUUUUCCUUCAGUCACACAACCUUUUUUUAUUAGGUGGUUAGUGGAAUAAAGAAACGCUGCCUAGUUUAACAGGGCUCACUCUCUAGUGUUUUGAGCUGUGUGGAGCUAUUUGUUAUUCAAGCAAAGCAGCUGGGAUAGCUGACCAGUCUGAUUUGGCCAAGUUUUUCCAUGCAUAUUCCUGCAAGCUAUUGCACACUUUCUUAACUUUAUUAGCAAUAGCAUCCCAUUAAAGUCUCUACUCCCAACAGAAAUGUUAAGUACAUGUCAAAGUUUCUGUGGGACCAGAAACUAUAAAAGGUUCAGGCCAUUAGUGUCAGGGCUAACAUACCCAGAAUCCAGAUAUGUCUGUAAAGCGAAGUGUGUGUUCUGUCUUCCUCCUACUCUCUUUUUUUGUCAUGCACUCUUUUGCCUUCUGAUGCAGAGUUUUGUAGUAAUUUCCUUAACUUUUUAUAAAAAUGCACUCCAGCAAAGAUGCUCUUACUGCUCUGCUCAAGAGCAGACAUCCUGGGAAUACAGGGGAUUUGUGAUGGUUCAGUGUGUUUCUACUUGGCUCAGACCAAGAUAAAAAAAUCUAUGCUGACUUACCCCAGAUACUUUUUUCCUAA